Messenger RNA from Fusarium vanettenii 77-13-4, 2017 nucleotides. RefSeq lists its product as uncharacterized. The record is from RefSeq and is a predicted model, not a curated record. The coding region runs from base 1 to 1224 and encodes 407 amino acids. Gene Ontology annotation, molecular function: DNA-binding transcription activator activity, RNA polymerase II-specific; transcription cis-regulatory region binding. Gene Ontology annotation, cellular component: RNA polymerase II transcription regulator complex. The transcript is spliced from 3 exons. Lineage: Eukaryota; Fungi; Ascomycota; Sordariomycetes; Hypocreales; Nectriaceae.
AUGUCCAUCGAUAAGGCGGAUCCGACGCACAACCAGAAUAGCAACCAUCUCAACGGCCUCAACGGUCAUCGUCGAGAAGAGACCGACUCGCCCGCAGGCUCUAGCCCUGACAGGGACCACAACCUGGGGAUAACCUCUGCCAAUGCUACCCAGGAGGCUCAGCAGCCCAAGAGGAAGGGCGGCCGCAAGCCUAUCUAUGCUACGUCCGAAGAACGAAAACAACGCAACAGACAGGCUCAGGCUGCCUUCCGAGAACGCCGAACCGAAUACAUCAAGCAACUCGAAGAGACCAUCCGCGUCCAUGAGUCCAACCUCCAUAACCUCCAGGCGGCCCACCGCACGGCCGCCGAUGAAUGUUUGAUGCUUCGCUACAAGAACUCUUUACUCGAGCGUAUUCUUCUUGAGAAGGGCAUCGAUGUUCAGGCUGAGCUUCGCGCAAAGACUGGUAGCCCCAACCUUGGGCCAACCCAUAUGCCGCAGAACCUGGUUCAACCACCACCAAUUCAGCGUGCUAUUAUGAACCGACACCACCAGUCUCGUCGAUCGAACUCGAACAUUGCACCAAAGGCUGAGCCCGGUCCCGUGUUGCCGCCUCCCCUCCAGCCACACUCGACCGCUACCUCGCCCAAGAACAACCGACCAACACCAUCGUCGCACUCGAAUUCGCCGACAAACACUGGUGCUUUCUCGCCAGCGGCCUCGGACAAUGUGUCGAUGCGAGGUUCCAUGACAAGCAUGGGUCGACAGCAGAUGCCUCAGCAACCGCAACAACCGCAGCAGCAGAUGCCCCAAAGCACACAGGCUCCUAGACAACCAAUGAUGCAGUCGGGUGUCCGAGGCGGCCCGGUGUCUUCGGGCGCUUCGUACUACCCCACCCCCGCUUUCCAGAAUCACAUUGAGCAGCUAGAGCAAGAAUAUGACGCUCAAGCCGACAUGAUUGAUGAUUCCGAGAUUGAAACACCGGCCGGACACGGAGGCUAUCCAUCAGGCUACAAUGGCGACAACCAACAACCCAUGAUGAUGUCGCCAGCCUCGAACGGACCCGGGCACCAGAUGACACCGUCACACGAGCCCGUUCAGCCACCACAAACCACACACUCCCAAUACCCAUCUAUGACCCAGCUGUUGGACCAGAACGGUCUUGACUGGGACCCCUUUGGAUUGACUGCCAGCAUGCAGUUUCCUGCGCAGCAAUUCCAAUUCGACCAAACCAAUAUGAGGUGAAGGCGCAUACCAUCGAACAGGACCCCGGCACUUAUAUCGACGAAUGCUCCAAUCACCGACAGGCGCCCACGGAGCUGACACCACAGGAGGCCCGGCCCUCCUGUGAGCUCCCGUUUGUGCAAGAAAUCGAGACUCACGGCUGAUGGGGGUUCCUGAGGGGUUGAAAUGCCCGACUCAGGUAACCUAGUAUGCCAUGGCAUGCAGCGAGAGGACAUCGACACUUAACGACCACCCUUGAUUGAAAGGCAAUCUCGCCGCGGUUGACUUGUUGGUUCUUCUCAGCCGUCUGGUCGACGGAGUUGAUGCUGCGGGAUGUGUGAUAGAUAUAUCCUACCGCAACAUGCCUCGACAAACAGGCCACCUUCGGUCCUGGCACGCAGUUUGCAUUGAAGUGCAGCUCUGGCCGUGACCGGCACUGACUGUCUAUUCUUACGACGGCAGGUCUUGUCGACGGACACAUGAUGAAUACUACUAUCAUGGGCGGAAGACUUUUGAUUGUUCAUGGACGUUGUCUAUUGUUGAACAGCACUAGCAGUAUCUUUAUAUAAAAGUUGUUGAUUGUUUUUUAUUCUUGGCAACAUCUCGACGACAUUUGCUUCGACGUUGUCGAACCGGGCAUGUCGCAUUUUACUCAUCAAUGGGAAUCGGCGGUUGGAGUGGACUGGGAGGGGACGGAAUGCAAGAGAGAUACCCAAUAUGAUGAAAUUUUAUGACGCGAGAUAGGCUGGAAUUGCGUAUUGGAAGAGGUUAGACAAGACGAGCUUAUUUUAUAAGGGUGUUUGAUUCUCGGGAG